GAAAGAUAUUUUUUCGUCAAGUCUGUCGAAACAAGUUGUCUACAUUUAUUUUAUUUUUCUCGUUGCUUAUCAGGGAGUUCCGGAGGACCCUGGAUUUAGUCGCCGAUCCCAUUCCGGGAUAUUGCCCAUACUGCAGUAUUACUUCGCUUCAAUGAUUCCCAGAGUUGUCACAGGAGAACGACAGUUGAGCCCAACUAGAGGUUACAACCAUGUACUAGCACUUGAUUGCACCAGCAAUGACGGUUCCUGCACAUGGAUCAAUCCGGAAUACUGCAAAGAUUCAGAAAGCUUCUGCGGAAACACUGCGGAAUGUCUGGUCGUCACAAAAUCAGUCAACUCGUCAUACUCAUUCGAGAUGAACUCUUCAUACAACCAUCAAUACCAGUGCCGGUGUCCUGUCGGCAAUACGAAUAACUGCAACCCACCAAACGUGGAACUCAACUGUAUAACACUUGAGCCAACGAACACUAAUGUGAGCAUUGAGGUCGAGAAUGGUUUCCUUUUAAACGUCGUUUACGCCGAAAUGUGGAGGUGUCCCGUUGGAGAUAAUUCCGUCAUGCAGUGUCCAUCAAGAAGGUUGACAGGAAAUGAACUGGGAUGUAAGAGUCCCCCUCAGCUUCUCCCAAAUGUGUUUGCCCUCGUACGAUUUUGGUGUCAGUUCAAAAAAACGACGUGCAAGUUCGAUUCAUCGCUAAUUCUGUCCCAUGUUGGUCAAUCAAUCCAGUUACCAGAGCAAUCUGCGUUACCAGAACACUAUAUCUUUGAAUCGGGAAGUGGAAUGGUUAGUAGUGCAAAUUUCUCCUGUGGGAAUUCUUCACAGACCGUUUUCGAUGAUGAUUCCUGUUAUACGUUGACACCGACGAACCUCGAAUGGGGAGUUGCCCGAUCGCAUUGUCUUCAGCUUGGAGGUGACUUGGCUCAUUUUACGGAAGAUACAAAUUUUGCCUCUAUUCUGCGACGUUUGGACAAAUCCACUCCGUCAAAUAUUACAUAUUUGACCGCUGUUCAUAUAUGGUUCAAAUGGUAUACAUGGACUGGGGAUCAGCGUAUGCCACAACACUUCCAGCAGUAUACGGAUAGAUUCCAAUGCCCCGUUUACGAUUUUUUGCCGGAAGAGGGGACUAAUGCACUAGCUGGAUGCGAAGCCGGAACAAGAUCUAAAAACGUCCGCGGACUUUGCGUUUUUUCGCCAAGGCCAUGGACGUUGUCUUGUCCGGCCAAAUGCGACGUCUCCGGGUAUCCAGGCUACUGUUGGACAGAAGCAGAGGCCGAUACCAAGGUCUCAACUAGUUGCCCGAACGGAUUAAAUGGUAAUGCAACGUGGACUUGCGGUAUUGAUGGUAAAUGGACAACUCAAUCUCCUGACCUGAGCAACUGUACAAAUCCCGUUGUUGAAGAUUCAAUCAAUCAAGUCAACAAUGAUAUUGCAAACGGCGAAGAUCCAAGCGAGUCAUUGAAUAGUCUCACUAAUGUCGUCAAGGAAAACGGAAUAGCGCCGGGAAACCUUGUGCAGCUUGACCAGACAGUCAGCUUUGCUAUUGAACAGCAGACUUCACUAAUGGCUAAUACGACAGACGCGAGUUUGAGAGAGGAGAGCUGCAAGAAUUUCACUAUUUCUGUAAUUGAUUUAAAUGGUGUUGUGUUGGGAAGUGCCAGCGCAUUUUGGGGUUUGAAUUGGGAAGCACGCAGCGAAGCUAUCAGUGAAGUGCAAAAGAACGUUGACGACACCUUAUUUUUACUGGCGGAAAAUCUCCUUGAUAAAGUUUAUCAAUACGGCAAUAUAAGUGAUCAAAACAUAGCUAUACAGGUAGAGAACAAAGAGCAAACAGAAUACAACGAUACAACGUAUGCCUACGUUGCAGCAGAUGAAGAUCAACUGAUUCUUCCAGCCGGAUUUCCCGAUUCGACCAAUACCACCAAUACCCGACUUUCUUUUGUCACUUAUAACGCAUUUCAGGACCUUCUCUAUGGUGAUACAUUGGCUCAACUGUCAGCGGAGAACCCAACCACAUUCGAACCAAUUGGACAAGUCGUGGUGACAAAAGUGCUGGGUGCUACACUUGGUCAACCAAACGGAUCUAUCCAUUUUGUGGACGGAAAGGUCGAAAUUCUCCUGAGUACUUUGAAUCUUGAUCGAUAUGAAGUUAAUGAGGUGAAUGCAACUUGCGUAUUUUGGGAUACUUUGACUCAAGAAUGGUCAUCCGAGGGGUGUGAAGUGGUGAAAACUAACGGUACAUCAACCACAUGCCAGUGCGAUCACUUAACCAAUUUUGCAGUUUUAAUGGAUAUCAACGGCCUCUUUAAAAACGAGACGAAACCCGACUACCCCGCACUAGAUUACAUCACCAUAAUCGGCGGAAGCAUUUCUAUCGUUUGCUUGACGUUGGCUGUCAUUAUCUUUUACUGGGUACGGACUUUGCGGCGCGAUUUCCGCUUCGUGAUUCACCGAAACCUCUGUGUAAACCUUCUCAUUGCCAACAUCCUUUUUUUGGCCGGAAUAGAAGCUACUACCAACCGAGAUCUCUGCCUAUCCAUCGCCGUAUUCCUGCACUUUUUUUUCCUCUGCGCUUUCAGCUGGAUGGUUGUGGAGGGUCUUUAUCUCUAUUUCCUCAUCACUAAAGUUUUCGAUGGAAGUGGAUUGAAACAGUGGCAGUACUACGUCAUCGGGUACGGAGUACCUGUUUUAACUCUUACCAUUACUCUAGCCGUAACCAAAACGGAAGCUUACCUCGGUGAUCCUCUUUCAUAUUGCUGGUUAAGUUAUGAAAAUGGGGCAAUAUGGGCCUUUGCUGGACCGGUUGCAGCCGUUGUUUUUAUAAACGUCGUAUUCCUGUCAUUGGCUGUCUCAGUUAGAUUCAAAUUAAGACGAAACCCUGCCGAAAUUAAAGAGAACAAGCAGAACUUCAGAUGGAUUUAUGGGGUCAUAUCAUUGACUUUUAUUCUGGGUAUUACUUGGAUGUUUGGUUUCCUAUUCUUCGGCCAGAGUAGUAUAGUAUUUGCCUAUAUAUUUACCAUCUUGAACUCCUUGCAAGGAAUGUUCAUUUUUAUCACGUUUUGCGUGAUCAACAAAAAAGUCCGAAAAGAUUUACAUCGACAAUUUAUAACUAGCCAGAGGAUUCAACGUGUGGCACUUUACUUUAGCAUUGAAUUGAGCGACUUGAAUAUGGCAUCGUCAUUAAACAAUACUGGCUCCUACAAUGUACAGCGACAAGCCAGUCAGAAUAAGAAUCGACACAGUUUUAGUCAUGUUUCUGAAGUUUCCAUUAGAUUGUACUAGCUACGCGUAUUUAAAGGCUACAUACUACUAACACCUUUAGUUAGGUAAUGCUAUUCAGUAUUUGGUAGUUAUUAACCUUUAUUCCUGUCAUUGUGUUUUGUCAGAUGAAAUGUUUGUACCUAAAUGGUAAUUUAGGCCAGGUGAAGCCUGAGCUUCAUUGCUCUCUGACGUUGCUGUCUGAUGUGAAUUUGGAUUCGUUGACUUUGUUGUCUACGUUUAGACAACAAAUUCAACAAGGUGUGUUUGGGAUGUUGUAAUAAAUUUUUUUGUUGUUCCCCAAAUACAAAUUGUUUUGUAAAUUAAA
Daphnia pulex (common water flea) is the source of this 3581-nucleotide messenger RNA. RefSeq names its product adhesion G protein-coupled receptor L3-like. Lineage: Eukaryota; Metazoa; Arthropoda; Branchiopoda; Diplostraca; Daphniidae. The transcript has 15 exons. Bases 152 to 3277 code for a protein of 1041 amino acids. Gene Ontology annotation, cellular component: membrane. Gene Ontology annotation, molecular function: G protein-coupled receptor activity. The record is from RefSeq and is a predicted model, not a curated record. Gene Ontology annotation, biological process: adenylate cyclase-activating G protein-coupled receptor signaling pathway; cell surface receptor signaling pathway.